UGUAAAUAAACGAAUGACAGAGACGUUGGUGAUAGUGCAAUUGCUACCAAAAAUAUAUAAUCAACACGGAAACCCAUUACUCGACUGUGAAUCAAGCUGCUGUGGCUACGUUGAUGUCAUUCCUACCCGCCAGUUUGCUGCCAGCCUCUCGAGUCAGACUGUGGAUAGCUACACAGGUAGCUUGUGGCCAAUGCCACAGGCUCGACCUGCCGAGAGAAGUGGACUGUCGACCUCGAGAAGAACUUGCGAGUUGGCCUCAACAGACCUCUGUGGUCCCCACUUGGCUGUUGGACUGAAGAGGGAGUGCCUUUGGAUUUACCAGCAGUGAAAGUUGUCAUGUCGGAGUUAAAUAAAGAGGUGGUGGAUUUGGUUUGGGGGAGACCCUCCAAUGGAGGAGUGUCUGCCUCCAUCUUCCGUAGAUGGACCCAAGGAUUUGUUUUCAGUGAGAAUGAGCACACAGCACUAGAGCAGUUUGAAGGCGGGCCAUGUGCUGUCAUUGCACCUGUCCAGGCUUUUCUCUUAAAGAACAUUCUCUUUAAUAGAGAAAGUUCCAACUGGAGACAGAUGUCAGAAGAGGAGCAAAAAACAGCCCUGUGUUCCACGUUGAGUGAAAUCCUGGAGUCUGCCUGUUCCAGCCCCUCCACUGGGUUCUGCCUGGUGACCUGGGCAAAGGGACAAAGCCCACACACUAGCACACAUACUAACACACAGUCACAGUCACAAACACAGGACAUGCCAGAGAGCAGCCAGCCACCACAGGAGCAGCAGCCCACUGCUUUGGCUGCCGAGGACCUUGGCUUUGAGCGAUUUCACAGUGUUCUGCACAAGCGGACUGUAAUGUCAGUGUCUGAUCUCAGAGAGGAGGUGCUGUCUCUCUACCACACCUGGAGGGGGUGCUGUGGAGUCUUGCUUUUCCUCUACUCAGUCAUCCUAACCAAGGGCAUAGAAAAUAUACGAAAUGAGAUCCAGGACACGAUGGAGCCUCUCAUAGACCCUGUGCAUGGUCAUGGCAGUCAGAGCCUGGUUAACCUCCUUGUAACUGGCCACGCUGUGUCUAAUGUCUGGGAUGGAGACAGGGAAUGCUCUGGCAUGAAACUACAUGGCAUACAUAAACAAGCAUCAGUUGGCUUCCUGACGCUUAUGGAAUCCCUACGCUAUUGCAAGGUCGGGGCAUUCCUCAAGUCUCCAAAGUUCCCUAUUUGGAUCCUUGGCAGCGAAACUCACCUCUCUGUGUUUUUCACCAAGGAGAUGUCCCUGGUAGGUCCAGAGUCUCCAUCAGAACAGGCAAGGAGGGUCUUCCAGUCAUUUGAUCCUGAAGAUAAUGGCUUCAUCCCAGAGUCUCUGCUAGAGGACGUGAUGAAAGCCCUUGACCUUGUCUCAGAGCCUGAGUAUGUCAGUCUGGUGAAGAGCAAGCUGGAUCCAGAGAGUUUGGGCAUAAUUCUUCUGGGCCCGUUCCUGUUGGAGUUCUUCCCUGAUCAGGAUUCAGGAAUCCCAGACUCAUUUCCCGUCUACCACUACAAUGGACUUAAACAGUCCAACCACAACGAGAGGGUUGAGUAUGUGGAAGGAACAGCUUUGGUGCUAGGUUUUGAGGACCCCAUGGUUCGGACAGACGACACUCCAGUCAAGCGCUGCCUACAGACCAAGUGGCCCUACAUCGAGCUGCUGUGGACGACCGACCGCUCCCCCUCACUGAACUAGCACUGACACAGUCUGGUGUGCGUCUGUGUAUGUGGACAGGCCACUACUGCUCCGCACACACCCCUCUCCUGCUGCCCCUCUUCACGCUGACCCCGACAGGUCAGCAUGUCACAAAGACUGAGACACGUACACACAUACAACGCAGACAAAUGAGAAAAACACGAAUGCACACAAACAUGGGACUGAGACAAACACUUUGAUGGACUUAACAUUACAUGCCUGAGAUCCAUUUUUGCAUUCUCACUUACAUUCCACACAAAUGUAAAUUCACCUUUACAGUUCAUGCUGUUGUCUGUUCACCAUGGCUUGUAAUAUGACACGCAGGAUGUUUAUGACGUGAUUAUUUAAAAAAAAAACAAAAAAAAACUGAAUGACUGUUUAUUUUUACAGCUCUGCUCUGUGCCGACACCUCUGCUACAGUUUAGCAGUAUACAGCUAGACACUGUUUAGAGAGCAGACUGGUUUGGUUCAACGACUGUAGUGUGUCACCAAAUCACAUGCUGAACCACAUGCACAGCCAGUCUGUGACUGUGAAGCACUACUGUUAAUCCAGCUAUAGGACUGUUUGAGGGAAAACCUACCAAAGCCUUCCACAUAUGAGAACACACACACACACACACACACACACACACACACACACACACAGUCACGCCUACUGAUAAGCGUUUACAGCGUAAAGGGACCAACCUAGACGCAGAGAACUGGAGAUAUGAGCAGGAGGUUUCUUCAGUGUUUUCACCAAGAUGAAGCUGGUUUAGGUGCUCUGUGUGGUUGCUUCAUGCGCCACACUAGUAUGUUGGCCAAGUGCUCAUGUAUUUAUUAUCGCACUCAAAGGUUCUGGA
Molecule: messenger RNA, 2543 nt
Organism: Seriola dumerili (greater amberjack)
Lineage: Eukaryota; Metazoa; Chordata; Actinopteri; Carangiformes; Carangidae
Gene: mindy3
Product: MINDY lysine 48 deubiquitinase 3
Exons: 16
Coding region: 337-1701 (454 amino acids)
Biological process (GO): protein K48-linked deubiquitination
Molecular function (GO): K48-linked deubiquitinase activity; calcium ion binding; cysteine-type deubiquitinase activity
Source: RefSeq, a predicted model, not a curated record